Uloborus diversus is the source of this 762-nucleotide messenger RNA. RefSeq names its product gastrula zinc finger protein XlCGF8.2DB-like. Gene Ontology annotation, biological process: regulation of transcription by RNA polymerase II. Gene Ontology annotation, molecular function: RNA polymerase II cis-regulatory region sequence-specific DNA binding; DNA-binding transcription factor activity, RNA polymerase II-specific. The record is from RefSeq and is a predicted model, not a curated record. Bases 1 to 762 code for a protein of 253 amino acids. The transcript is spliced from 3 exons. Gene Ontology annotation, cellular component: nucleus. Lineage: Eukaryota; Metazoa; Arthropoda; Arachnida; Araneae; Uloboridae.
AUGCAUACUAAUGAAAAACCCUUUGCUUGCAUUUUUUGUGGGAAAGCAUUUUCUCAGGGUUCAAAUUUAAAAACACACUUGAGGCUACAUACUGGGGAAAAACCAUAUUCUUGCGAACAGUGCCAAAAAAAAUUCACACACAAAAAUAGUUUGAAAAAUCAUUUAAGAAUGCAUACUAAUGAAAAACCAUUUUCUUGUGAAAAGUGCCAAAAAAAAUUCAUACAAAAAGGUAGUUUGAAAGCUCAUUUAAGAAUACAUACUAAUGAAAAGCCCUUCUCUUGUCCCCUUUGUUCGAAAGCAUUUUCUCAGGGUCCAAAUUUAAAAGCACACUUGAGGUCACACUUGAGGGUACAUACAGGGGAAAAGCCAUAUUUUUGUGAACAUUGCAAAAAAAACUUUGCCCACAAAUCAAAUUUAAAAUCGCAUUUAAGAAUUCAUACUAAUGAAAAGCCAUUCUCUUGUGAACAAUGCGAAAAAAAAUUCUACCACAAAACUAGUUUGAAAAAUCAUUUAAGAAUUCAUACUAAUGAAAAGCCAUUCUCUUGUGAACAAUGCGAAAAAAAAUUCUACCACAAAACUAGUUUGAAAAAUCAUUUAAGAAUUCAUACUAAUGAAAAGCCAUUCUCUUGUACUUUUUGUGGGAAAGCAUUUUAUCGGAGUUCAGAUUUAAAAACACAUUUGAGGGUUUGGAGAAAUGGGAGUAUUUGCUUGAAUUUCUAUCUUUCCAAUCGAAGUCGAAACUUGCGAAGUGAAACAGGAUGA